AUGGCCACCUCAACAAACUCCUUCCUAAACCUCGACCCGCAACACAUCUCCUGCAUCGGCGGGCGGACAGUGCUGACAUGCAAGAGCUGCGCAGGAAAUGCCCCAAGCUGCAACGGCCGCGGCUUCAACAUCUUCAUAUGCGCCCAAUGCAACCCAGCUGCAUCGACAGGCCCAGCAACACCCGUUUCCUCCGCUCCAUCCUCGCCUGGUUCGUUGAGUCGCAGCUUGUCGACUUCUUAUCCUUCACAUUCUGAUCCGCGCGGGGGGAGGACUUGGGGUCGUGGUGGGACGAGUUGUGGGCAUGUUGAAACGAAUACGAAUUCUAAUAUGCCGCGGAACCCGUGA
This is a messenger RNA of Penicillium antarcticum, 345 nucleotides long. RefSeq lists its product as uncharacterized. The transcript is spliced from 2 exons. The record is from RefSeq and is a predicted model, not a curated record. NCBI's taxonomy places the organism in Eukaryota, Fungi, Ascomycota, Eurotiomycetes, Eurotiales, Aspergillaceae. The coding region runs from base 1 to 345 and encodes 114 amino acids.